AUGGUGCUCUACGUGGCUGCCGGGGCGAGUGACGAGACGUGGGCGGUCCCGUGUGCGUUUGGGUCAAAUGGUCGUCCGGUUGCCGGUGCGCUGCAUGUCUCGCCUUUUCAACAUUUGUCUGUCAUGCACUCUGCCCGCGCCGCUGCGCAGGCCAUCGCCCAUGCGCUUGGCUUCAGCGUGCAGCAGAUGAGGGCGCGGGGCAUGUUGUUGGAGAACGUCACUAAUGUGCGCGGCAACCCCAACCCUGUGACGGUGGUGAAGUCGCCUGCUACGCUGGAAAAAGCUAAGGCGCACUACGGCUGUGACACUCUCAAUGGCAUGGAGCUGCACAAGAUGGACGGUGCGGUGCAACCCUACUGGUCACCGCGCAACGCGAAGGACGAGCUGAUGAGCGCUCUCGGUGGGGUCACCGCCGGCCUCUACACCGCGCUGACGAUGGCGGCGUUCGAGGACCUCGGCUACUACAAGGCCGUGUGGGGGAUGGCGGAGCCGAUGGCGUGGGGCAACAACUCCGGCUGCGACCUCCUCAAGAGCCCGUGCUCGGAGGGCAGCCCUGACAAAUACCCCCGCAUGUUCUGCGAUAACACGACCGAAAGUAAAACACUUCGCUGCACGUCCAAUCGUCAAGCUUUCUCGGUAUGUGGUACGAAUAUUGCUGAAGGUAGCGGUGCCCCGAGCGAGAAGUGCUCCGUUUUUUGGUUGGAUUCGGGUCCAGAGUUAUUUUGCAGCGUGAAGGGAGAGAAACACAUCCCCGGCUUCCUCCACGGGAGUGGCUCGUGGUGCCUCGAUGCGGAAGCACUCGAGUUGAAGGGUACUGAGAAGGCCGGGUUGGACGGCUACAAAUUACACGCGGUGUGUGCACAGGUGCAGUGCGGGGAGGGCGGCGCGGUGAGGGUGAAGUACCUCGGCGCCAAUGAGACUGUGCUGUGCCCCGAGGGAGAAACAAUCGAUGCGGCGCUGGAGGGUUUCGAGGCAGGCGCGAAGCUCAAGUGCCCGAGGUACGAGGAGGUGUGCACCAUCGCCGCCAACGGCAGCAGCCUCGUCAUUCCGCGCGCUGAGGAGGCGGCGAAGGGAGACGCCGAGGAGACUCAAAGGGAAGGUGCAGCGGAGCACGACGAUGUGGAGGCGAGGGAGGUUCCGGCACGUGAGCCACAGCCUGCAGAGUUGCCCUCUUGA
This is a messenger RNA of Trypanosoma conorhini, 1176 nucleotides long. RefSeq names its product surface protease GP63. The record is from RefSeq and is a predicted model, not a curated record. NCBI's taxonomy places the organism in Eukaryota, Euglenozoa, Kinetoplastea, Trypanosomatida, Trypanosomatidae. The transcript has a single exon. Gene Ontology annotation, cellular component: membrane; cytoplasm. Gene Ontology annotation, biological process: proteolysis; cell adhesion. Gene Ontology annotation, molecular function: metalloendopeptidase activity. The coding region runs from base 1 to 1176 and encodes 391 amino acids.